Messenger RNA from Racocetra fulgida, 201 nucleotides. Lineage: Eukaryota; Fungi; Glomeromycota; Glomeromycetes; Diversisporales; Gigasporaceae. The record is from the annotation of a GenBank genome assembly.
AUGUCUUGCGAUAAAAAUGAUACUGAUGUGGAAUCAUCCAAUCGUGCUCAUAUUGUUGCAAUUGCAGUUCGAGAAGCUUGCUGCUUAGCAACAAGUACAAACAAACAAGAUUGGGAAAAGGCGCAUCAGAUGAUAAUUCAGAACAAACAUUUAAUUGAGGAUGAAAAAAAUGUGAUAAUUAAUCUUUUACGUCCUAGUGCU